Messenger RNA from Neltuma alba, 699 nucleotides. RefSeq lists its product as uncharacterized. The record is from RefSeq and is a predicted model, not a curated record. NCBI's taxonomy places the organism in Eukaryota, Viridiplantae, Streptophyta, Magnoliopsida, Fabales, Fabaceae. The coding region runs from base 171 to 590 and encodes 139 amino acids. The transcript has a single exon.
CCACGUCGAUAUUCCACGAGCCAUUGUCAUACAUCUCGUUAAGCAACUUGCAGGAAGGAACGAAGAAAGAAAGAAAGAUCCUUUAUUUAUAUGUAUGCGCUUCAUCUCCAAGCUAAUUAAGCUUGUUAUUAUUUCACUCAUUUACAGGUAUUACUGCAUCGUCGCCGUCGAUGAAUCUACAGCCGGAGCAGCAGCAGCAAGCCGGUCCAGGAGAGGCGCAGAUUCCGACGACUGUGACUACUCCGGAAACCGUACCGACCCCUAGUGCCUGGGAAUCCUCUGGUUCUGUUGGGCCUUUCUUUGCGGUCAUUUCUGUGCUUACUAUUCUCGCUGUUCUUUCCUGCUAUCUGGGACGAAAGUGGAACCCUAGGCCCCUCACCCCUUUGGAGAGCAUCGAGAACGAGAACAGAAGCUGCUUUGGCUGGCUCAAGCUCUUACGUCGCCGCCCAUGUAUACCUGGGCCUGUUCAAGUUAACAACGUUAAUAAGUCGCCGGAGAUGAUCAUGGCUUCUGCUAAACACAGUGAUGAUGAUUGUACAGUUGAAGAAGGUGAGGACGCUGCACAACAAAACCUGCACCCUCAGGUUUAAUUAGUCAUUGUUAUUGCCUACGCAUUUCGUUUUUGUGAAAUUGAUAACGCGCUUGUAUUCUAAACACUUUAUUUAUCUAAUAAAUAUAUAACUUGUCGGGAGACUCCGU